AUGACCUCGGUCUCUGAGCUCGCCUGCAUCUACUCAGCCCUCAUUCUGCACGAUGACAAGGUGACCGUCACGGAGGAUAAGAUCAAUGCCCUUAUUAAAGCAGCUGGUGUAAAUGUUGAACCUUUCUGGCCUGGCUUGUUUGCAAAGGCCUUGGCCAAUGUCAACAUCGGGAGCCUCAUCUGCAAUGUAGGGGCUGGUGGACCUGCUCCAGCAGCUGGUGCUUCACCAGUAGCAGGUCCUGCCCCCUCCUCCGCUGCUGCUGCCCCAGCUGAGGAGAAGAAAGUGGAAGCAAAGAAAGAAGAAUCUGAGGAGUCUGACGAUGACAUGGGCUUUGGCUUUUUUGACUAAAUCUUUUGUAACGUGUUCAAUAAAAAGAUGAACUCU
Messenger RNA from Lemur catta (Ring-tailed lemur), 384 nucleotides. Its product is annotated as 60S acidic ribosomal protein P1-like. Gene Ontology annotation, biological process: cytoplasmic translation; translational elongation. The record is from RefSeq and is a predicted model, not a curated record. The transcript has a single exon. Gene Ontology annotation, molecular function: structural constituent of ribosome; ribonucleoprotein complex binding; protein kinase activator activity. Bases 1 to 348 code for a protein of 115 amino acids. Lineage: Eukaryota; Metazoa; Chordata; Mammalia; Primates; Lemuridae. Gene Ontology annotation, cellular component: ribosome; cytosolic large ribosomal subunit.